CACUGUCUACAUUGUCACUGGAGGGCAGGUUGAAAAGGCAGGCAUGGCACCCUUGGCGUGACACAUUGUUAACCGACACUAGCUACUUACUACUCUGCAUCCUCUCCUCUCUCCCAUUCUCCAUCUGCAUCUCCCGGCAAUGGCGUCCGCCUCCAACACUCUCCCUCUCCUUCUCUUGGUCGGCGUCCUCGCCGUCGCCCUGGCGGUGGCCGUAGACGCGCAUCAUCCGGCUCCGGGCGGCGAUGAUGAUGAUCGUCAGCUGAUGGCGGCGGGCGGCGGCGGGAGGACGCUGCUGGGCAUAGACUGCCCGAAGGCGUGCGAGGCACGCUGCGGGAGGAACUGGAAGAACGAGAUGUGCAACAAGAUGUGCAACAUCUGCUGCGGCAAGUGCAGCUGCGUCCCCUCCGGCACCGGCCAGGACACCCGCAACGAGUGCCCCUGCUACGCCAACAUGAAGAACACCAAGAACGGCAAACCCAAGUGCCCCUAAAGCUAAGCUAAACUAGCCAAGGCAAGCACCCCCCAUGCAAGGAGGGCUAAAAAUUAUGAUCCCAUCCAUCAAUAAUCUCCGCCGCUCGACGCUGGUGUUCAUCUUAGCCUGCCAUUUUCCUUUUGUUGUGGAUCAUAUAGAAUCGUGUAUGCUAAAUUGCUAAUGUGCUAAUAAUGUUAAUAUAAGCUGUUUAGGUCCUAAUGAAGGGAGGAGGAGAUCAAGAGAGGUAGACCUAAGCUCCAUCUUCCGUUCGCCUCUUGUGUACUCAUCCAUUAUGUAUCUAUAUUGCAAAAUAUGUAGUGUUGGAAGCAGUCUGGUUGGAAGAGUACGUUUGGUCUUGAGGUUCA
Molecule: messenger RNA, 837 nt
Organism: Triticum dicoccoides
Lineage: Eukaryota; Viridiplantae; Streptophyta; Magnoliopsida; Poales; Poaceae
Product: peamaclein-like
Exons: 2
Coding region: 140-490 (116 amino acids)
Source: RefSeq, a predicted model, not a curated record